Messenger RNA from Pseudophryne corroboree (corroboree frog), 681 nucleotides. RefSeq names its product zinc finger protein 300-like. NCBI's taxonomy places the organism in Eukaryota, Metazoa, Chordata, Amphibia, Anura, Myobatrachidae. Gene Ontology annotation, biological process: negative regulation of transcription by RNA polymerase II. Gene Ontology annotation, molecular function: DNA-binding transcription repressor activity, RNA polymerase II-specific. The transcript is spliced from 2 exons. The record is from RefSeq and is a predicted model, not a curated record. Bases 1 to 681 code for a protein of 226 amino acids.
AUGAAAGGUGAGAAACCAUUUUCAUGCUCUGAGUGUGGGAAAAGUUUUGCACGCAAAUCACAGCUUGUUAUACAUCAGAGAAGUCACACAGGUGAGAACCCAUUUCCAUGCUCUGAGUGUGGGAAAAGUUUUCCACUCAAAUCACAGCUUGUUAUACAUCAGAGAAGUCACACAGGUGAGAAACCAUUUCCAUGCUCUGAUUGUGGGAAAAGUUUUAUACUCAAAUCACUGCUUGUUAUACAUCAGAGAAGUCACACAGGUGAGAAACCAUUUUCAUGCUCUGAGUGUGGGAAAAGUUUUGCACGCAAAUCACAGCUUGUUAUACAUCAGAGAAGUCACACAGGUGAGAAACCAUUUCCAUGCUCUGAGUGUGCGAAAAGUUUUGCACGCAAAUCACAUCUUGUUAGACAUCGGAUAAGUCACGCAGGUGAGAAAGCAUUUCCAUACUCUCAGUGUGGGAAAAGUUUUCCACUCAAAUCACAGCUUGCUAGACAUCAGAUAAGUCACACAGGUAAAAAACCAUUUCCAUGCUCUGAGUGUGAAAAAAGUUUUUCAUUCAAAUCACGGCUUGUUACACAUCUGAGAAGUCACACAGGUGAGAAACCAUUUCCUUGCUCUGAGUGUGGGAUAAGUUAUGCACGCAAAUCACAGCUUGUUAUACAUCAGAAGUCACACAGGUGA